Wyeomyia smithii (pitcher-plant mosquito) is the source of this 4125-nucleotide messenger RNA. Its product is annotated as metabotropic glutamate receptor 8-like. NCBI's taxonomy places the organism in Eukaryota, Metazoa, Arthropoda, Insecta, Diptera, Culicidae. Gene Ontology annotation, molecular function: adenylate cyclase inhibiting G protein-coupled glutamate receptor activity. Gene Ontology annotation, cellular component: membrane. The transcript is spliced from 16 exons. The record is from RefSeq and is a predicted model, not a curated record. The coding region runs from base 365 to 3547 and encodes 1060 amino acids. Gene Ontology annotation, biological process: G protein-coupled receptor signaling pathway.
CUCUUAUGUAUUGACAGCGAUGAUAAGAACAUUCAAACUGGGAGGUGAUCAGUCUUAUCAGUUCUCAAAUUUUCAGCAAAUUUUCUGUCUUACAAGUGCGAAUUUGGAAAUUUUCAGCGAGUUUGUUAGAUUUAAAUGUUUAAAGCUCGUUCUAGUUAGUAACUGUUUAAGCGAAACAACGACUCCAAGAUAAAAUUGUCGUUAAAAUGUGUUAAGUUUAAUAUAUGUGCAUACGACAAAGGAUAUCUAGCCCGCUAACAAUUACUUCAGAUUGCAGCGAAUGGUAGAAUAGCACAACUACAUACCGUGGAAUGGGGUAAUAAUAAUCUAUCUUACUACAACGAUGCUGAGCUGAACAUUUACAAUGAACCAUAAAAUGAAGCAAUUGAUACUGAUCUUCAACAUUGAAUUUAUCUUUUGUUUGGUUAAAGUAGUAUUCCAUACCGAAGGACGGGACAUGCAACACCAUGAGAUUAUUAGAAACCACCAGAAUUAUCACUAUUACAGUGUGGACAAUUGUGGCAAUGAAAUUAAAUUUAUCGAAAGAAAUAGUAACAGAAGCAACAGGUACAAUACAAAAGAUUUGUGCCAAAGUACAUUCACUUUAAAGCACAAAAGGCAUGGUAAUCAGCAAUUCUACAAAAAUCGUUACUUUAUUCGUCAUAGUCCUAUAAAAGAGGACCGCAAUAACACCAAAUCUUCUCAUGCUAUCCAUUGGCCCGUUAAGAGAGAGGCGGUCGUAGAAGGUGAUCUAAUUCUAGGGGGACUAAUGAUGGUGCAUUCUAGAGAAGAUUCUGUUACAUGUGGACCUAUUAUGCCACAAGGUGGUAUACAAGCAUUAGAAACAAUGUUAUACACGUUGGAUAAAAUCAACAUGGAUAAUCUGGUACCUAAUGUAACGAUUGGAGCGCACAUUUUGGACGAUUGCGAUAAGGAUACUUAUGGCCUUGAAAUGGCUGUUGACUUUAUAAAAGGAUCAAUCAGCAAUAUCGAUGAUGCAACUGACUACAACAAUUGCAGUAAAGGCCACAAGAAAAAAGUUAUAUCAGGUGUUGUGGGUGCAGCUUCAUCUGUUACAUCCAUUCAAGUGGCCAAUCUUCUACGCCUUUUCAGGAUUCCGCAGGUAUCAUAUUUUUCGACGAGUCCCGAAUUGAGCAAUAAACAAAGAUUUGAAUAUUUUUCCCGUACAAUUCCAUCAGACCAUUAUCAGGUGAAGGCAAUAGUAGACAUCGUUCGAAAGCUAGGAUGGAGUUAUAUUUCAAUAAUUUAUGAAGAGAGUAAUUAUGGUAUUAAGGCUUUUGAAGAACUGGAUGAGUUACUAUCCAAAAACGGUAUCUGUAUUGCCAUUAAAGAGAAAUUAGUCAAAGAUUCUGGCGUGGCUAAGAAAAUUGCAUAUGAUAACAUUGUACAAAAGUUAUUAACAAAACCGAGAGCAAAAGGUGUUAUAAUCUUUGGAUCUGACCAAGAAGUAGCAGAAGUUAUGAGAGCAGUGCGUCGUCAAAAUGUUACUGGAGUAUUUUCUUGGAUUGGUUCUGAUGGAUGGAGUGCUAGAAAUUUAGUAUCCGAUGGAAACGAAGCAGAAGUCGAAGGAACGUUAUCAGUCCAGCCACAAGCUAAUUCGGUGAUAGGGUUUGAGGAAUAUUUUCUCAACCUUACCGUCGCCAACAAUCGUCGAAAUCCUUGGUUUGUAGAAUUUUGGGAAGAUCAUUUCCAAUGUAAAUAUCCUGGCUCACCUUUAACACCAUAUAAUAUGAUGUACGCUAAAACUUGUUCAACAACAGACCAACUGUCCCGUUACACACUUGACUUCGAGGACCAGCUGCAAUUUGUUAGCGAUGCGGUAAUGUCUUUUGGGUAUGCAAUCAAGAAUAUGCACAAGGAAUUGUGUAAUGGGCAACCAGGACUGUGCGAUGUUAUGAAACCCACGAAGGGAGCAGAUCUUCUCAAAUAUCUACGUAAGGCCGACUUCGUCGGUUUGAGCGGGGACAGAUUCAAUUUCGAUGUCAAUGGCGAUGGACCAGCGCGCUACAAUAUCAUUCACUUUAAACAAGUCGAACCGGAAAAGUAUACAUGGAUUAAGGUCGGUGAAUACUAUCAAGGAGAACUACGUUUGAACAUGGAAGACAUUCAAUUUGGAAUUAAAAAUCCAACUGCUCCCGAAUCCGUUUGUAGUAGACCGUGCGAGCGAGGUCAGGCAAAAAAAUAUGUGGAAGGCGAAGGUUGUUGCUGGCAUUGCUUUAACUGUUCACAAUAUCAGAUUCAAAAUCCCACUGACGAAACACAUUGCAUAAACUGUCCUAGAGGGACUAUACCAGAUUUAUACCACGAAGCCUGUCAACACAUUCCCGAGGAUUAUCUAAAACCCGAAUCUCCAUAUGCAAUAGGAGCAAUGUCUUUCAGUAGUCUGGGAAUCCUUAUGACGCUCUUUGUAGUAGGAGUUUUCUUGAAAAAUAAUGACACUCCCGUUGUACGAGCAUCGGGUAGAGAAUUGAGUUAUGUGCUCCUUAGUGGUAUUCUAUUAUGUUAUGGUGUCACUUAUGCACUGGUGUUUAAGCCUAAUGAUAUAGUUUGUGGUGUCCAGCGCUUUUGGUCGGGAUUUUCGUUCACUGUUAUGUACGCUUCAUUAUUAACCAAAACUAAUAGAAUAGCUCGGAUAUUCAAUGCGAGUACCAAGUCGGCGAAACGUCCAUCAUUCAUAAGCCCCCACUCACAGUUGGUCAUAUGUGGGAUUCUGAUAUCGUUUCAGAUUCUAAUUAAUGCUGUAUGGAUGGUUGUGUCCCCAGCACAUGCAAUGCAUCAUUAUCCCACGAGAGAGGAUAAUUUGCUUGUUUGCAAUUCUUACACAGAUGCGUCUUACAUGAUUGCGUUCUUUUAUCCAAUAUUUCUAAUAAUUGUAUGUACUAUUUAUGCUGUUCUAACGCGUAAGACUCCAGAGGCUUUCAAUGAAUCGAAAUAUAUAGGUUUUACUAUGUACACGACGUGUGUGAUAUGGUUAGCAUUCAUUCCAUUAUACUUUGGAACAGGAAAUAAUGUUCAACUUCGCAUAACAUCGAUGUCGGUUACGAUUAGUUUAUCGGCAACAGUAACUCUAGCUUGUUUGUUUUCUCCUAAGCUGUACAUAAUUUUAAUUCGACCAGAGCGCAACAUAAGACAAAGUAUGAUGCCUAUUCGAUACAGUACUAUAAACAAAACAACAGGGUCUGCGCAAUCAUCAAUGAUGGCAGCUGUUAUUGUUACAGCGGCAACGUGCAAUGAAAAUGAAAAGAUAAGUAUUGGAAGCGUGGUGCUAAGGGUGCAUCGCGAGCAAUUGAAGGUCUCGAAAACUGCUAGAGUAAGGCAUAAUUUGACGGUCUCAUGCAGAAGAGCUUGCAAACGUGAAAGAUCCACUUCAGGUUGCGAAGACUUUGGUUUCUCUGCCGAGGUGUUAGAGAAUGACCUUAAGAGAUUGCGAACGAAUGAUGGUACGACUAGCGCAGCAGGAUCAUCGGUUCCGAGACGGUCAGAAAGAAUAAAAUACAGAAGAGAUAACAUGCAGCUGAAAAAAUGAAAAUAAAACUAAAGGUAUGUGGUUAUGAUGAUGAGUGUCAAAGGACACAAUCUAAAAAUCUGAAAAGAAAAGGGUAUGUAUAUAAAUUGAAAAAAAAAAAUUAAAAAAAAAAUAUAUAUAUAUAAUUAGAUACAGGUGUCAACGGGCACUAUCUGAAAAGUAAAAUAAUGAUUAGAGAAAGAUAUUGGUGUCAAUGGGCACUAUCUGAAAUAUAAAAUUAAAAUGUUUAAAACUAAAUAAAAAUAUCAAUAGGCAUUAUUUGAAAAUGAAAAAUGAAACUUUAGAAAUAGAGUGUCAAUGGACACAUUGCUGAAAACAUAAAUGUUAGAGCUGUCAAUGGACAUAUUUUGAAAAUUAUAUUAUGUAACAAAUUUUAUACAUAAGAGCGUUCAAGAACGCAAUCAAUAAUUAAAUACAAAUAUGAAUAUUUUGCAUUGUAUAAUGUUUCGGUAUACGAUAUCUUAAAGAGGAAGAAUUGUGGUGUACAGGAAAAGGCUCAGUCAAACGCUGAAGCCGAUCGAAAAUUAUCUAUGUAAAACGGACAGCGUGAUUACCAACACGCGCGAGAGCAAUGCGAA